AUGUACAACAGCAGGUCCCUGCAGGCCUUGUUUGUACCCUUUGCUCCUGUGUUCACCGCCAGAUCAUGUUGUCCCAAAACCUUGGCUGUAACUGCAUCAUACAUGGCUGCCGCAACAAUUAGAUUUAGAUGGGCACGCCGAGUCACCAUGGUAGGCCGGGGUAGAGACACUGUGCCAUGUAUUCGUAAGGAUGUGCGAUGCGCCGCCGCGGAUCACUUUCCGGAUGCUAGCAGUGUUUCUGGAAGUCUGGACGAUGGGGCGGGAGUAGCGAAAAGAUUGGGUGGAUUGUCGAACCGGAUCUCUGGUGUUUUGCAAAAGCGCUCGCCGGGUUCCAGCCUGCCGGGGAAGCAGAUGGCCACGGCGUAG
This is a messenger RNA of Colletotrichum godetiae, 366 nucleotides long. RefSeq lists its product as uncharacterized. The transcript has a single exon. Lineage: Eukaryota; Fungi; Ascomycota; Sordariomycetes; Glomerellales; Glomerellaceae. The coding region runs from base 1 to 366 and encodes 121 amino acids. The record is from RefSeq and is a predicted model, not a curated record.